Molecule: messenger RNA, 894 nt
Organism: Melampsora larici-populina 98AG31
Lineage: Eukaryota; Fungi; Basidiomycota; Pucciniomycetes; Pucciniales; Melampsoraceae
Exons: 2
Coding region: 1-894 (297 amino acids)
Source: RefSeq, a predicted model, not a curated record
AUGACUAAAGGUCAAGAUCCACCGAUUGUACCAGAUGAUCCCAUCACAGAGGUCGUCAAAUCUCCUGGUUCAGGUCCUACAAAUGACCUUGAUACUCAGCUUCCAAUAAUCAUUGAAGACGAGUCCGACCGAUCUUCAUCUCCGCCGCAGUUUUGCCCCAGAGUUCUUAUUCCUCUGUCUGGCUCAAUUCAUGCACCUCCUGUCAAUUCAACUCAACAGACUCCUCAUGUCGAUUUAACUCAGUCACGUACCUCAAUAUCACCGAAUCGUCAGUCUAAAUUGCCUUCGCCAAUUCAAUCACCUCCAAAUCAGUCGGAAGUUCAGAGACUUCCGUCUGAGUUGGUUCAACAAAGAUAUCGGUCGAUUUCUCCUCCAUCGUCUCAUUCUUCAGCAUCCCCAAUUGCGCUUACGCCAGUGGGCUCACCGGUGUCAUCAGCAAACAGUCCGAUAAUCCCAGGUUCAAACUCUUCCUCCGAACUUUCAUCAAUUCCAGACGAGGUUCAUGAGUUUGUUCAAUCCUCUCCGGAAGCUUCACCGAAUGCGUCUCUUCGAUCUUCUCCGAAGGAAUCACCCAGGCCGUCUAUUCAAUCUUCUCCAAAGGUUUCGUCUAGUGCUUCGCCCAAAGCACGUACUCCAACUCCGCCUCCUCAGCAUGUCCAGGUUCCUACUCCUACGCCGUCUCCCGUUGUUCAACCUCAACCAAAGACACCAGCAGCACAACCAACGCCUGCCAGUGUACCUCCUUCUCUUGAGACACGAGAUCAGCCUUCAGAACAACAUGCUCCAACUCCACCUGCUCCAAGGCGAUCUUUGAGAACGCGAAAGGAGCCCGAACGCUAUGGAUUCACAAAGAAGACGGCCAAACUUGCUCGCCUUCCCUGGCAGCCAGCUUAA